AUGUUCGAGGAGAGUGGAAUACUGCUUGCGAAAAACAAGAGUACCGGCCAGCUAGUGAAGCUUAGUCCAACAGAGCGAGAGGAAGGCCGACAUGCCAUCCAUAGGAAUGAGAUCACAUUUGAUCAAUGGUUAAAGAUGGUAGAUGCAGACUCUGAGGCAGAUACCGAAAUGCUGAUUCCCUUCUCACAUUGGAUAACACCCGCUAUAAAUGCCCGCCGUUUCACAACACAGAUGUACAUUUAUUUUCUACCUCCUGCAAAUGAUACCACUAGCGACAUUGUAAAUCCAGGAUUAAGCAGUGAAGAAGUCCAAGCGCCUACUUCUGAUGGCGGGUUGGAAAUCACCGAAGCGCAGUUCCUCCCAGCAUCGGAGUGGCUACGACGUGCGAAGAUGGACGAGAUAAUCAUGUUCCCUCCCCAGGUGCUAUUACUGAGCUUCGUCGCGCAGUUUCUUGAAAGAGAAGGUGAAAGGACACCGAUACCGGCAGCAGAGUCAUACAAACGACGAGAAGAGCUGAUCAAGUUUAUUCACUCGGGUAACCCUGCAUGGUCUCAUAAAUUCAUUUCCCCACGGCCGUUGGGGAGCAUGCCUGAUGGCAGGUUAAUUAUGGAUUUAAACUACCCAGGCCAGGAACUGGAAGGAACCGACAAAAGAGGUGAUCCAGAAAGGGUUAUCCUGGUGAAGUUCAAAAAAGAAGGGCCCAGGGGAGUAGAAGUACGAUGGCUCAGCGAGGUUAAACCUCAUCUGCAGGACCAUAAGAGCUCGCUCUAG
Trichophyton verrucosum HKI 0517 is the source of this 771-nucleotide messenger RNA. Its product is annotated as NUDIX family hydrolase, putative. Gene Ontology annotation, molecular function: hydrolase activity, acting on acid anhydrides, in phosphorus-containing anhydrides. The record is from RefSeq and is a predicted model, not a curated record. The coding region runs from base 1 to 771 and encodes 256 amino acids. NCBI's taxonomy places the organism in Eukaryota, Fungi, Ascomycota, Eurotiomycetes, Onygenales, Arthrodermataceae. The transcript is spliced from 2 exons. Gene Ontology annotation, cellular component: mitochondrion.